AUGGCUCCUCGCAACGAGGUCGAACGCUCCCACGUCUACCACGAUGCCGUGGCUGAUGCCAACAAGACUGGCGUGCAAGUCGUCGACGUAGUCGCAACCCGCAUUACCGAGGACCACUUGAACGACAAGUCUCGCGAGGCUUUCCCUGGCGGUCCAAGGCUGGUUUCCGCAUGCUAUGGUAUCGACUGGGGUGUCAUCAGCAGUAUCAACUCCAACGACAUGUGGCACGAGUACUACGGAUUCGGCAACUCGGGUCACAUCAUCGGCGUCAUCAACGCUCUCAUGACGAUCGGAGCCACCGUUGGUGCCCCAUUCCUCUCCUUUGCCGACAAGUGGGGUCGCCGCUCCGUCAACUUUGCCGGCUGUGCUCUCACAGUCAUAGCUGCCAUCAUCCAGGCCAUGGCGCCCAACACGGGCGUUCUCAUCUUUGGGCGUUUUGUCCUUGGUUUCGGCACGGCACUUUGCACGUCGAGUCAGUACAUCGCCGAAGUCGCGCCCCCUCACAUGCGUGGUCGCAUUGUCGGCGUCUUUGGUGCCUGCUUCCAGGUCGGUUCCAUGGCCAUCAUCGGCAUCAUGGCCGCCAUAUCCGACUGGCACAGCAACUGGCAGUGGCGAACGGCCUUUUUCAUCCAGGCUCUGUUCCCCGCCUUUGUGUGCUGCACCAUCUUCUUCCUCUGCCCCGAGUCUCCGCGUUACCUCAUGGACGAGUCGAUUGAGACGUCGGCCGUCGGCUUCCGCGCCGUCUGGGACUUCCGCGUCUUCUUCACCAAGGCGCUGGAUCAACACCCAGCAGACGCAGCUCCUCAUCAACCUCGGCAUGGUGGCACGUACUUCGUCUUCACCCUUUUUGGUGCCUACAUUAUCGACAUUUUCCGUCGACGAACCCUGAUCUUCGCCGGCCUCAUCAGCAUCGUCAUCGCCCAGACGUGCGUCACCAUCACGAGCUGGCAAUUUGAGGAGCAGGACCACCCCCGCCACCUCGCGUACCUCGUGCUGUUCUGGAUGUUCAGCUUCCAGGUCUGCAGCGCGUCUUUCAUCGCCACCAUGCACAACUUGUACCCCGUCGAGCUCCUCUCGCUGCCGCUGCGUGCGAAGGGCAUGGGUCUCUACGUUCUCUUCCAGAACUGCGCCAGCACGGUCCACAACUACGGCAUCGCCGUCGGCAUCGACAAGCUCAAGUACAAGAUCUGGGCCGUCUACAUUGUGUACAACACGCUGCAGAUUAUCGCCGCCUACUUCUGGUUCCCCGAGACGUCCAAGCUCAACCUCGAGGAGAUUGACCACAUAUUCGAGACGCCCGGCGCCAACCCCGUCAAGCUGUCGGUCAAGAUUGCCGACGCCAAGCACGCGCAGUACAAGCUCGACAGGCAAGCCGAGCAGCCGGUUGCGUACUCUUCGGGUGUCCAGGUUUAG
This is a messenger RNA of Verticillium alfalfae VaMs.102, 1413 nucleotides long. Its product is annotated as sugar transporter. Gene Ontology annotation, biological process: transmembrane transport; carbohydrate transport. Gene Ontology annotation, molecular function: carbohydrate:proton symporter activity. The coding region runs from base 1 to 1413 and encodes 470 amino acids. The record is from RefSeq and is a predicted model, not a curated record. Lineage: Eukaryota; Fungi; Ascomycota; Sordariomycetes; Glomerellales; Plectosphaerellaceae. The transcript is spliced from 6 exons. Gene Ontology annotation, cellular component: membrane.